AAGAAAUUGUAAUCAAAAUACUUAGAUCUCAAUUUACUUGCAAAAUAUCUUUUAAAUCAUCAAUUAUUGAUAUUCAUCAAAGAAAUCAUGAAGCAUAAUCUUAUUUUAGUAGUCGUCUUAUUGGCCACGCUUUCAAUAAUCAACGCUAUUCCACAUCAACUUAAUAAAAGAGCAACCAACUUUACAACAUGUCCUUCAGGAUUAUCUCCAAACACUUUUACUGCAACACUUCAACCCGAUCCUCCCACUGCUGGAGACUGCGCUAUUACUGCUACCGGAACAUUUGUGAUUCCAGAAGGUUCUAAAUUGCUCGUUCAAGUUUUCGAUAGUACUGCUAACGCAGUAGGAGAACCCUUAACAGCCGAUAUUUGUACUAACGGUGUAGAUACAUGUCCAACCGAUGGAACCGAUGGAACCGAUGGAACCGAUGGACCUACUCCCUUCAACAUUAUGGAUACAGUUACAAUACCUGCUGAUGUACCCCAACCACCAUUUGCUCUUGCAAUUUCAAUUGUUGAUACAACCGGCAAUAUUUUAGGCUGUACCUUUGGUACUACUGGUUAAUUAAUUAGAUGAUUUUAUACCUUAUUAAAUUUUUAUUUAUUAAUUAAUAUGUAAUAAUUUGUAAUCAGAUAGAACAAUAAAUAAAUUUCAAUCAAACUUAUAAAUGAGUAUUUUAUUUUUUUAAGAAAUUGUCGUGCACAUGAAAUUUUUUAAUAUAAUGUCGUUAUUAUAAUUUAUCCUGUCAUAUUGGUUGAAAAUUACAAGAAAAUUAUUUGUGAAUCAAUAAUGUUUGUUUCAAGUUGAUUAAUGUUAAGAGACAUAAUUAAUCAAUCACAAAGUUUUAAAAUUUAAAAUGGUGAAAAGGAAUAAAAUUCAACGAAAAAUAUAUAAAUUGUAUUAUUGUCGGUAUUAACACAAAGUUUUUAGGAUCAUAAUAAAGAAUUU
Molecule: messenger RNA, 948 nt
Organism: Rhizophagus irregularis DAOM 181602=DAOM 197198
Lineage: Eukaryota; Fungi; Glomeromycota; Glomeromycetes; Glomerales; Glomeraceae
Source: RefSeq, a predicted model, not a curated record